CCUGAAAACUGUAAAAACAAGAACGAUAAAAAAAAGAUGUUCAUUUUGUUGAAAACAGAAAUUCAUUUCCUUGGAGGAAGAAAUGGCCUUCUUUGUAACACUUCGUUGCCCUUCUUCUCUGUAUCAUUUCCCCCCGUCAAAGGUCUCUGCAACUUCUACAUCUUCAUCAAAGAUCUCUACACCAUCUUUCGCCUCCUCCCUGUCAAGUAUCAAUCGCCGGAAACCGUCAUCUAUCCGAUCGGCUUCGCUCCGAGAUCCACCAUCAUCUGGAGAAUUUCAGCCCGCGAUAUCCUUGACAGACAAUGCUCUAAAAUGCCUGGAUAAGAUGAGAGCCGAGCAGAAAAAGGAUUUGUGCCUUAGAAUUGGUGUCAAACAAGGAGGAUGCUCUGGUAUGUCUUAUACAAUGGAGUUUGAGAACAGAGAGAAUGCUAGAGCAGAUGAUACUAUCAUCGAGUACAAUGGCUUUGUCAUCGUUUGUGAUCCAAAAAGCCUACUCUUCCUCUUCGGGAUGCAACUAGACUACAGUGAUGCACUAAUGGGUGGAGGGUUCUCCUUCAAGAACCCCAAUGCUACACACACAUGUGGUUGUGGCAAAUCUUUCGCUGCUGAAAUGUGAUAAUUAUAUGCUCACUAAUAUCACUAGCUCUCUCUCUCUCUCUCUCUCUCUCUGUGUGUGUGUGUAAUAUGUGACACUUCUCUGUUUUAAAUUCAGUUACUCCAUGCCCUCAAAAACAAAGAGUUACUCCAUAUUACUUACUCCCUACAAACUUAUUUAAAACAUUUGUAAAAUUUACCCUGUCCCAAAAUAUUGAUUAAUUUUUCUAUUUCGGGAUGUCGCAAAUGAUUGUCCACAUCCAAAAAUAGUAAAAUUGGAGAAGUAUAGUGUUGUCAUCAUGUUGAGCAAUAGAGUAUAUGAAUAUUU
Messenger RNA from Cuscuta campestris, 922 nucleotides. The record is from the annotation of a GenBank genome assembly. Lineage: Eukaryota; Viridiplantae; Streptophyta; Magnoliopsida; Solanales; Convolvulaceae.